Nicrophorus vespilloides is the source of this 3820-nucleotide messenger RNA. RefSeq names its product 1-phosphatidylinositol 4,5-bisphosphate phosphodiesterase (gene norpA). The record is from RefSeq and is a predicted model, not a curated record. The transcript has 17 exons. Gene Ontology annotation, molecular function: calcium ion binding; phosphatidylinositol-4,5-bisphosphate phospholipase C activity. The coding region runs from base 436 to 3681 and encodes 1081 amino acids. NCBI's taxonomy places the organism in Eukaryota, Metazoa, Arthropoda, Insecta, Coleoptera, Silphidae. Gene Ontology annotation, biological process: phosphatidylinositol-mediated signaling; lipid metabolic process.
CGAUUUGUUCAGAUUGAUGCUGUGCUGCUCUGCUACGCCUUUGUUGAUUUGUUUGCUCAUGUUCACGAAGUUGCCGUAAUGUCUGACUGUAGAAUUUUGACGUAAAUCAAUUGGUCUUCAUGACGCAAAUUUCAAUUUGCUGCCGUAACAAACGGACAAAUGUAAACAAUGUGAUCUCCGUUCGGUUUCCAUUCAUGUUUUGGAGUGAGUGUUGUACAUGAAAGCAGUUGUCAAUUAGAUCGCACCGCCUCGUCUUUCAUUUUAUUAAAUAGUUGCUCGCACUUUUAGCUGCCCAUACUCCCAAACACAUGUAUUCUAUUAUGUCAGUUUCAAAGCGGUUUCCGCCAAUUUAUGUUCUACCUUCGUUUCUCUAAUCUAAACAAUAUUUUUGGAUUUCUCCUUAAUUUUAAGGUUGCUUAGUUGCUGAGUGGAAACAUGACUAAGAAGUUCGAGUUUGAUUGGCACAUCCCUGUGCCUGAAAUACUGCAGCAGGGUUGUGUAUUUGAUCGAUGGACUGAGGAGAAGGACAACACUGAAUUUGAGAAGAGCUGCAUGUUUAAAGUGGAUGAGUAUGGAUUUUUUAUUUAUUGGAAGAGUGAUGACAAGGAAGGUGAUGUUAUUGAGUUAUGCCAAGUGAGUGAUAUUCGAGCUGGUGGAAUCCCAAUUGACAGAAAGCUGCUUUCCAAUCUGGAGAAGAAGCAUGGUAAUAACUUGGAUGAGAAAUCUCUAACAAUAUGCAGUGGCACGGAUUACAUCAAUAUAAAUUAUCAGCAUAUUGUGUGUCCAGAUGCUACCACAGCUAAGGUGUGGUUGGAUGGUUUGAGAAAGAUUACACAUAAUGUCAAAGCGAAUAACUUCUGUCCAAUGACUUGUUUGAAAAAGCAUUGGAUGAGGUUGGGUUUCUUGGUGGAUCCAAAAGGGAAGAUUCCCGUGAAAGUGAUCGCUAAAACGUUUGCCUCUGGUAAAACCGAGAAAUUAGUUCAUCAAUGCUUGUCGGAAAUGGGAUUGCCAUCCGGAAAGGGCGAUGUCAUGGAUAAGGAUGCAUUCACCUUCGAUAAGUUCUAUGCGCUUUAUCAUAAGAUCUGCCCAAGGAACGACAUCGAGGAGCUGUUCAGAGAAAUUGGAAAAGGAAAAGAAUUCAUCAACUUAGAGCAAUUUAUAACAUUUAUGAAUGAUAAACAAAGAGAUCCUCGUCUAAAUGAAAUUUUAUAUCCACUUUACGAAGAGAAGAGAGCUGCAGAGAUUAUUGCAACUUACGAACAGGAUGAAGCAGUCGUAAAAGAAAACAGACUAACAAAAGAUGGAUUAAUUCGAUAUUUGAUGUCCGACGAAAACGCUCCAGUUUUCCUGGACCGACUCGACAUUUAUAUGGAGAUGGAUCAGCCGUUAUGCCAUUAUUACAUCAAUUCUAGUCAUAACACUUACUUAUCAGGCAGACAGUUUGGUGGAAAAUCUUCAGUAGAAAUGUACAGGCAAGUUUUAUUGGCUGGUUGUCGAUGCGUCGAAUUAGAUUGUUGGGAUGGAAAGGGCGAAGACGAGGAACCGAUUAUAACCCACGGUAAAGCAAUGUGUACAGACAUCCUCUUCAAAGAUGUUAUCUAUGCAAUCCGAGAUACAGCUUUUGUGACUUCCGAUUACCCCGUCAUUCUUUCUUUCGAGAAUCAUUGUUGCAAAACUCAACAGCAUAAAAUGGCUAAAUAUUGUGAUGACAUAUUUGGGGAUUUAUUGUUGAAAGAACAAUUGGAAGAUUAUCCUCUAGAACCGGGUGCCCCAUUGGCACCUCCAUGUUUGCUGAAGAGAAAGAUUUUAAUUAAAAACAAGAGAUUAAAACCAGAAGUGGAAAAGCAGGAACUUGAGCUGUUCAGGCAAGGUCAGUUUGUUAUUGAAGAUGAAGAAAAAGAAGAUGCGAGUGCUCCAGUUGACAAGACUCCACCACCUGAAGUACCUGUAGAAGUGACACCUGGUCCGGAAGAACCAGCUGGUGCUGAUGGAGAUGCUCCUCCGCCAGUACAAUACACUGGCUCCACAACAAACGUCCAUCCAUGGUUGAGUUCAAUGGUAAAUUACGCGCAGCCGGUAAAAUUCCAGAGUUUCGAUAUAGCCGAAAAAAAGAAUGUUCACCACAAUAUGUCCAGCUUUUCCGAACCCACCGGAUUGAAUUAUUUGAAAACUCAAGCAAUUGAAUUUGUAAACUACAAUAAAAGGCAAAUGUCCAGAAUUUAUCCUAGCGGAACACGUGCUAAUUCAUCUAACUAUAUGCCACAGGUGUUCUGGAAUGCUGGCUGUCAGAUGGUUUCAUUGAAUUUUCAAACUUCUGAUUUGCCUAUGCAACUGAACCAGGGUAAAUUCGAAUACAAUGGUAACUGCGGAUAUCUGCUGAAACCUGACUUUAUGAGAAGGGCUGACCGUACUUUCGAUCCAUUCGCUGAAAGCCCUGUGGAUGGUGUAAUCGCAGCUCAAUGUUCGGUUCGAGUUAUUGCAGGACAAUUUUUAUCCGAUAAAAAGGUAGGAACUUAUGUGGAGGUCGAUAUGUAUGGUUUGCCCACCGAUACAAUCAGAAAGGAAUUUAGAACCCGCAUGGUACCAGCAAAUGGUCUAAACCCCGUUUACAACGAGGAACCGUUUUUGUUCCGUAAAGUUGUCCUGCCAGAUCUUGCUGUACUUCGUUUUGGAGUUUACGACGAAGGUGGAAAAUUACUUGGCCAAAGGAUUUUACCCCUAGAUGGUCUUCAGGCGGGAUACCGUCAUAUCUCUUUAAGGACUGAAGCCAAUUUUCCCAUGUCUUUACCCAUGUUGUUUUGCAAUAUUGAAUUGAAAAUUUAUGUACCUGAUGGUUUUGAAGACUUUAUGGCCGCUUUAAGCGACCCUAGAGGUUUCAUGGGAGCCCAACAAAAACAGAAUGAGCAGAUGUCUUCCAUGGGUAUUGAGGUAACUGAUAGUAAGGGAGAUAUCAACAAAGAUAAGAAAGAAGAAAAGAAAGAAGAACCGUUGGUUUUUGAACCUAUUACAAUCGAAUAUAUAAGACAAGAUAAAGGUUUUCAAAAAACCACAAAAAAACAGCAAAAGGAAUUUGAAACGCUAAAAAAGAAACAGUCUAAAGAGAAAUUAGCAAUGCAGAAGGCUCAGUGUACUGCCAUAGAUAAACUAAUUAAAGGUAAGAAUAAAGGCGAUUUGAAUAAUGACCCGGCUAUUAGAAAGCUUGUUGCUGAACAAACUGUGCAAUGGAGCGAAUUGAUGGAAAAGCACAGGAAACAAGAAUGGGAAUCAUUGCGUUUGCAACUGGACGAUCAAAGGGAUGUACUCAGGAAGCAUAUGGAAUUAAUUCAAGCUUCUCAAGUGAAACAAUUAGAGGCUAGACAUGAAAGGGACGUGAAGGAAAUGAAUAGUAGACAAGCCAAGACCUCUGUUGAAACAGCCAAAGAGGUUAAUAAUGAUAAAACUUUAAAAACUAAACAAGAAAAAGAUAGAAGAUUGAAGGAGAAGCAACAGAAUAACACCAAGAAAUUUGUUGAUGAAAGAAAGACUAUGAAAAUUAAGCAAGCGAAAGAAAAAGAUAAAUUGAAGAUAAAGCACGACAAACAGUUGGAGAUGCUCUCGCACGAUAUCCAAAAACUAAUAGAAAUGUACAAGAACGAGGAAAGCGAGUACGAGCUAUGCGGAAAGAAUGAGUUCUUCGCCUAGAGAUGUUUUUUACCUUAAUGAUCUUUAUUUUUACGGACCAAUAAUAAAAGUAAUUUAUUAGCGUAUUUUAACCUAUAUUCGGCCUCAUAUUAUCGUUGUUGUGAUUUUAAAAUAUUUUAUUGUUCAGAUCUAGAAUGUU